AAAAAUUGUGGUUUUCUAAAUAAUGUGGCUUGAAAAAUAGGUGUAACAGGACUUGGUCAGAAACGCAGAGGCUGUUCAAGUUUAGCUCCCCACCAGAUGGAAAAUAGGUUAAAUUCUGUAAAGAUUUAACUUUAACCACAAGAGGGCACAAUUGGAGAGCACAAUUUUUUGGUACUGCAGUAAAAUUGAUUACCUCUUGAGAAGUGUUCUUUUUAACCAGCUAUGACAAUAGAGUUGAGUAUUUUCACCCAUGGUUUGAAAAAGUGCCAGAAGGCCACACUGGCCCACAUCUGUAAUCCCAACACUUUGGAACCCUAAGGUGGGCAGAGCACUUGAGCCAAUGAGUUCAAGACCAGCCUGGCCAACAUGAUGAAAUCUCGUCUCUACUGAAAAUAUAAAAAAUAGCCAGUCAUGGUGCAUGCCUGUAACCCCAGCUACUUGGAGGCUGAGGCAAGAGAAUCACUUGAACCUGGGAGGUGGAGGUUGCAAUGAGCCAAGAUUGUACCAUUGCCCUCCAGCCUGGGCGUCAGAGCAAGACUCUCUGAAAAGUACUAGAAGCAUUUUUCAGGACUGCCUGUGUGUCUUGGUGAUUAUGUUAACCAAGUGUGUUCAAAAGAAGUACCCAUGAAAUGCCUCCAGAUAUAAGGGUUUUUUUUUUUUUUUUUUUUUACCCAUAAAGCUAAACUGCAAAUAUUACCCUAGAAUUAACCUCUUGUCCUGUGUCAAAAAGUCUUGUUUUGCAUCUGGAUUGUUAAACUGUCAGCUUCUCUCUGACAGUCUCGAACUGUCAAGACAGUCUCAGUUCACAGCCAAGGUGAUCUGUUAACCCUCCCCAUUUCCAGGGCCAAAUCUCCGUUCUUAAGCACGUCGUUUCUUAGCACGGCUUUAUUUUCAUGCUCUUUAGUUCUCUAUUUUGUGCAGCCUUACCCCUUUAAAGUCCACUGUGAGUCCUACCCUGCAGGGCCUCUUAACACAGUAGAGUUCAUGUGCUACUGAUUUCAAACACGUGUGCAGGAUUUGUGGGGUUAAAGAUAGCCACUUGGUGGCACACCACGUUGGAAGUGCUGUUCACCCGGUCAUUUGAAACGGUGUUUGACCACUUGGUGCGCAAAUGGCCUAUCGGAUUAAAGGAUAGCCAAACCCAAGAUUUCUUCAGGUUCUUUACAGCUCCAUGGAUCUAAUUUCAAAAUCCUGAUCAUUACUCAUGAAUCAAGGUGUUUUGACACAGGCUGUACCCCUUCCUGCAGCUCGUCCCCCGCGGAGUGGCCAGGCUACGGCGGGCGCCGGAAGGGGGCGCACUCCUCGCCUUUCCCCAAUGUGUCGGGCAGCCCCGCCUCCCCGCUCGGUUUCCGGGAGUCGGCGGCGAUGGCGUCAUCACCGAGUGCCGGGCCGACAGCAGCGCGGAGGUUGGCUAUGUGACCAGGCAACAUGCUGAGCCGGCUUCAGGAACUGCGCAAGGAGGAGGAGACGCUGCUGCGGUUGAAGGCAGCCCUGCACGACCAGCUGAACCGCCUCAAGGUUGAAGAAUUAGCCCUCCAAUCAAUGAUCAGUUCUAGAAGAGGGGAUGAGAUGCUGUCUUCUCACACUGUACCUGAACAGUCACAUGAUAUGUUGGUGCAUGUAGACAAUGAAGCAUCAAUCAACCAAACAACCCUGGAGCUGAGCACAAAGAGUCAUGUGACGGAAGAGGAGGAGGAGGAAGAGGAAGAAGAAUCAGAUUCCUAAAGGAGGGGGAAAGCCAGGCUGGUGAAAUGCACAUCUGAACAGAGACAGGCAUGGGAAGGAGGCCCAAAAGCGACAUGGCAAACCACCGGGCAGGGGACUCGCUCUUUGCUGCUUCCCAAACACUUAGACGCCAGCAGCAUGGGUUGGUGUGCUGGGCUGGUUAAGGCCGAUGGUGGAGCAGAGCCAACCUGCAAAAUCCACUUCCUCAGCAUCAGAUCUCUUGAUAAAAGCAUGAACCUGCAUGUAAGGAAACGAGAGAACGUGGUGUUAAAAAGAAACAAAAAACAAAACAAAACCCACCAGGAAGGAAAAUCCAAGAGUUUCAGGUCUAGAGCUUGUGCUGCACUUGGAAAGAGCACCUGGCACCUGCCCCUGAGCAACAGUGGGGCCAGCUGCAGGCCCAAAGACCUGCUCCACCAGUCACAGCAGCUGUGAGGCCUUGGGCAAGUCACCUCUUGGAGCCUACUCUUGCAGUAUGGAGACAGUAACUCUGCCUUAAAUGCCUCACAGGCUUGUUAGAAGGGACAAAGAAAAUGAUGGACUUAGUGCAUAUUAUACUAUAUACACCGUCUAUGGCUGUCCAGAUAUUUACAGUAUUACUUAGCUAUUUCCACUGCCACCAAACGAGACAGCAGGCGGAGAGUGACUCUGGAAGGAGGCUGAAUGUAAGGUGAGGCAGUCAGUAUUAGGGAAAGGCGGCAUCCCCAUGAAGGGGGUGGGCUGGCCUUUUCUUUCCCGUGGCCCCCUCAGGCCUUUCCUCUGGCAUAUGCUUACUCAGGCUGUGGGGGUCACCCCAGCUUUCCCUUAAACUGAUGGGAGAGCAAAGGAGACUGGUGUUUGGUAUUCUGCAGCCCCAGGCUCAGCUGGACCACAGUGGGCAGGGAAUGAAUGGGCUCUGGAAGUACUGCACAGAUGACUGACAGAGAAGAAGAACAAAUGAAUAAACAGGUACUGUAAGAAUCCGGAAUAAAUAGACUCACCAUGAGUUGCUUCAAA
Pan troglodytes (chimpanzee) is the source of this 2721-nucleotide messenger RNA. RefSeq names its product small nuclear RNA activating complex polypeptide 5 (gene SNAPC5). The record is from RefSeq and is a predicted model, not a curated record. The transcript is spliced from 4 exons. Gene Ontology annotation, cellular component: nucleus. Gene Ontology annotation, biological process: transcription initiation at RNA polymerase III promoter; transcription by RNA polymerase II. The coding region runs from base 1429 to 1725 and encodes 98 amino acids. NCBI's taxonomy places the organism in Eukaryota, Metazoa, Chordata, Mammalia, Primates, Hominidae.